GGCACGGAUCCUUGUCUACUUUCAUCUCUGGUGUCCUCUUCUUGGCUAUUUGGUUGCAUAUGGCACGGGGAGUCCAAUCGCAGAACUGCUCGGCCAAGCUCACCAGCCUCACCACAUGUGCAUCAUAUGUUGUACCAGGCGCCAAUGAGGGCAGACCCAGCACCCAGUGCUGCUCUGCUCUUAGCGACAUGGACACGGACUGCCUCUGCAGCACUCUUCGCAUCGUAGCCCAAUUGCCCAACCAAUGCGGCCUUUCGGCCAUCUCGUGCCCAGGACUCUAAUAAAAGGAGUGGACGACCAACAACAAGUACUCGAGAAGUUGGGAGUACUUCAUAGUUGUCUGCCUCAAGAGAACAGUGUUCUGGAACAGCAGCUCUCAUAUGAAUAUAUAUGCAGUGGUAUGCUGACGACAAUAAAGCAAACGCUUCUUCAUAAGGAUAUGUAUCGGUCAGGACAAUAAUUUUGAUUAAAAAGGGGAAAAGAAACAAGA
Messenger RNA from Nymphaea colorata (pocket water lily), 490 nucleotides. Its product is annotated as protein MEN-8. Bases 60 to 281 code for a protein of 73 amino acids. Lineage: Eukaryota; Viridiplantae; Streptophyta; Magnoliopsida; Nymphaeales; Nymphaeaceae. The record is from RefSeq and is a predicted model, not a curated record. The transcript has 2 exons.